Messenger RNA from Rotaria sp. Silwood1, 834 nucleotides. NCBI's taxonomy places the organism in Eukaryota, Metazoa, Rotifera, Eurotatoria, Philodinida, Philodinidae. The record is from the annotation of a GenBank genome assembly.
AUGCCACCAAUACAAUCCAAAAAAACUUUAGAUGACACUGAACAAGCAAUUCAAGCUAGACAAGAUUAUUUUGAACCGUUUAAUCAACAAUCAAGUAAAAUACACCUUAAUCAAUUUCCAUCUCCAAUUAAACGUAUAGUAAUUCUUCUAACUGGUUCAUUCAAUCCAAUAACUAUAGGUCAUUUACAUAUGCUUGAAUUAGCUCGUGAUUAUUAUCAUCUUCAAUCAAUUCAAGUUCUUAAAGGAAUAAUAUCUCCUGUUAAUGAUACUUAUCCUAAACCAGGUCUAGCUAAAGCAGAGCAUCGUAUUGAAAUGAUUCAAGCAGCUGUAGCAAAUAAUCAAUGGCUUCGAGUUGAUUCUUGGGAAGCUAAUCAAGAAUCUUGGACACGAACCAAAAUAGUACUUGAUCAUCAUUAUGAAGAUAUAAAAAAGCAGUAUGGUGAAAAUACUGAACUUCGUUUAUUGGCAGGUGCUGAUGUUGUACGUUCAAUGUUAAAUCCAAAAUCUUGGGAACCACAAGAUAUUGAUGAUAUUAUGACAAAAUAUGGUGUUGCUUGCAUAAAUCGCUUAAGUGCUCCAGAAUCUGGUCAAGAUAAGGCAACUGUACCUGAUGUUACAGAAGGCAUGCCUGAUCUUUGGAAAAAACAUAUCGAUAUUAUUGAAGAUUGGGUCGUUAAUGAUAUAUCAUCGACAAAUAUACGAAAACGAUUAGAAAAAGGUUUAAGUGUUAAAUAUAUCGUACCUGAUGCUACAAUCGCGAUCAUUCGUCAACGUCAUCUAUAUGGUUCAGACAAAUCUGUAUGCUUAAUUGAUUGGUCAUAUGAAAAAAACUAA